This is a messenger RNA of Cryptomeria japonica (Japanese cedar), 885 nucleotides long. RefSeq names its product chalcone--flavanone isomerase-like. The transcript has 7 exons. Gene Ontology annotation, molecular function: chalcone isomerase activity. Gene Ontology annotation, biological process: flavonoid biosynthetic process. The record is from RefSeq and is a predicted model, not a curated record. Lineage: Eukaryota; Viridiplantae; Streptophyta; Pinopsida; Cupressales; Cupressaceae. The coding region runs from base 1 to 885 and encodes 294 amino acids.
AUGGAGGUUGAAGGCGUUUCAUUCUCUUCUGUAGUUGCACCACUUGGAUCUACCAAGCAACUUAUCCUGGGAGGAGCAGGUGUUAGAGGGCUGGAGAUAGACGGCAAGUUUGUUGUAUUUACAGCAAUCGGCAUUUAUCUGGAAGACGACAUCAUUCCCCACCUUGCUCUCAAAUGGAAAAACAAGACGGCAGAGGAGUUGGAGAAGUCCGAGGACUUCUUCAUGGAGAUUGUUACUUGCCCCUACGAGAAACACACGAGAGUGACUCUCGUCUUACCGCUUUCUGGAAGUGAGUACUCUGAAAAAGUAUCCGAGGGCUGCAAGGCCGCAUGGGAAGCUGCAGGAAUAUAUGGUGAAGAAGAAGCCCAGGCGCUUGAGAAAUUUAAGGCCGUUUUCAAGGACCAGAGUUUUCAACCUGGUUCUUCCAUUCAAUUUACAAAUUCAUCUAACGGCCUUGUGAUUGAAUUCUCCAAAGAUGGUUCCAUCCCUGAUAAAGCUGCAGCUGUGAUAGAGAACAGUGUCCUGGCCCAAGGGAUUCUCGCCUCCAUUAUAGGGAAAAGUGGUGUAUAUCCUGCCGCUAAAGCUUCAAUUGCACAACGAAUGUCUAAAUUGUAUUUUUUAGAGGAGGAUCGUUUGGCUUAUGUACUUUCUGGAAUAGAGGUGGAGGGCAUCCCAUUUUGUGCUACAGUUCGGCCUCUGGGCUCCACAAAGGAACUCAUACUUGGAGGAGCUGUGUUCCAUGAAGUUUCUUGGUUGGAGAAUGUGGGGAUAGGGAAUGGGUUUCGGGCAGGUCUAGGGUCUAAGUUUGGAACAGCAGGGGAGGAUGGCUUUUGGAACAUUGGGAGCAAAGUGCAAAUCAAGAAUAAGUAUAAGAAUUCAAAAUGA